Spodoptera exigua (beet armyworm) is the source of this 2380-nucleotide messenger RNA. NCBI's taxonomy places the organism in Eukaryota, Metazoa, Arthropoda, Insecta, Lepidoptera, Noctuidae. The record is from the annotation of a GenBank genome assembly.
UUUAAAUUUUGAAUCAAAAAUAUCCGUUGUCGUUCGUGUUGACAAAUGAUUGUUUGAAAUCAACGGAAGACGUUUAAUUAAAGAAAAAUAAUCGUCUUUAUUUCGUGGGCUACGGGUAAAUUGGCGUUUACAUUGUGAUGAAUAAGAUGUCUCGAAUACCUAAAAUGCCACCGGUGACUGCUACAAAAGAAAACAAGCCAGGCUUGCCAAAUCGUCGUCCAUUGGCUAGAACCUUGGUCAGCACCCUGAGUGACGCUGACAAGAAGGAUCUUUUAAUUAAUCAUACAAAGCCUGCGCGCACUGGCCCUUCUGCAGUUGUUCCAGCUCAACGUCUCAAGAGAUCAGCAACUGCACCCUCUGCUGUUGCUGUUCCGCCUCCAAAAGUAAAUAAAGUUGAAAAGAAGGUGACUGUGGCUCCCAAAAUAGCACCAUAUGACUAUAAAGCAAGAUUUAAUGAUUUGCUAGGUAAGCACAAAAAUAUGAAAAGUGAAUUUGACGACCUGAAGGAAAAACACAUUGAAGUUUCUGACAGUUAUGAGAAGACAAAGGAUUCUGUGCAAAGCUAUGUGACUGAGAGGGAUAGAUUAAAAGAGAAUCUCUUGAAAUCUUUAUCAGAUUUAAGAGAAAAAACUGCAGAAUAUGACAGAAUGAAAGUAGAUUAUGAUAUUCAGAAAAUGGAAAAUGAAAACUUGCAGCGCAAAACUGUGUUAUUGGAUGAAAUCACCACUAGCCUGAAACAAAAGACAGCUGAACUAGAUAAGGUUCAGUCUGAAUUUGAUGCCUUAUCUCGACAACAUAAAAGUCUGCAAGAGGAGACAGAAGCACUGAGAGUUUUGACGGAUAGUCUUAAGAAGAUAUCUAUACAAUUUGACAAAUUGCAACUUGACUAUAAAGAAGCUCAAGAGACUAUUGCUAAAUAUAAGUCAGAAUCAGAAAUAUUGCACAAUAUUUUAGCUGCCAUGCAUAAAGAGCAGAGAGACCUAAGAAAUACUAUUCAAGAUUUGAAAGGUAAUAUAAGAGUUUACUGUAGAAUUAGACCUCCACUGGAAUCAGAACAAUCAAAGCCAAGGUAUAAUCUCAAUGUGCUUGAUUCUUGCUCUAUAGAAGUAGAAAAAGUUGAACUAAUGAAUUCCGUCAGAAAAGGAAAGCCACAACAUGGUUUCACGUUUGAUGGUAUUUUUACACCACAUGCAACUCAAGAAGAUGUAUUUGCUGAGGUUUCUACUAUGGUCCAAUCAGCAUUGGAUGGAUACAAUGUAUGCAUUUUUGCUUAUGGUCAAACAGGUUCUGGUAAAACAUACACUAUGGAAGGUGGCUGUGGAACUGAACAGUACGGAAUCAUACCAAGAGCUUUUAACAUGAUAUUCACAAGUAUGGAAGAUUUGAAACGCAUGGGUUGGGAGGUAACCAUAAAAGCAUCUUUCUUGGAAAUAUAUAACGAAAUUAUUUAUGAUUUGCUGAACUCCAGCAAGGAUCAAGUAACUCAUGAGAUAAAAAUGAGUGAUUCUAAAGGAACUGACGUGUAUGUAUCGAAUUUGAAGGAAGAGGAAGUUAAGAAUUCACAUGAUUUUAUCAGGCUGAUGAUAUUUGCCCAACGUAACAGACAAACAGCUGCUACUCUAAAUAAUGAGCGCAGUUCUCGAUCACACUCAGUCGCCCAAAUCAAAAUAUCGGCAAUACAUGAAAAACGUAAAGAGAAAUAUACAAGUAACCUGAAUUUGGUGGAUCUGGCUGGUUCAGAGAGUGGGAAAACCACACAGCGCAUGGAGGAGACAAAACAUAUUAACAGGUCUUUAUCAGAGCUGUCUAAAGUUAUCUUAUCACUGCAGACCAACCAGUCCCAUAUACCUUACAGAAAUUCUAAGCUCACCCACUUGCUGAUGCCCAGUCUAGGAGGCAAUUCGAAAACACUUAUGUUGGUAAAUAUCAAUCAAUUUGAUGAAUGCUUCAGUGAAACACUUAAUUCCUUACGUUUUGCCACGCAAGUAAAUAACUGUAGAGUUGUUAAAGCCAAGAAAAAUAUAACCAUGUUUGACUCAUAAUCCCCACCAUGAAACAAAAUGUUAUUUUUGAUAUUGACAUGAUCAGUUAUUAUUAAUUUUAUCUAGUUAUCUAAUAAAAUAGAAAAAAAGUUGUUUAAAACUUUAGGAAAGAGUAGUCAUAGUUAUUAUGAUGAUUUAAACCUGAAUUAUGGCUACAUUUUUUAGACAUAAAUAUUUUUCUUUUUCUCCUAUUGUUAGCUUUUAUGUUUUAGAGGUGUUUGUACACCGCUUUAAUCAGUAAUUUGACUAAAAUAGUGUCUGUUUUAUUUAAUUUUCAAUAGCUUUACGUCAAACAAUUAUGUUAUAUUUAGUUUUCUGUGUAAUUGUAUUGUUUAUUG